GUAAAGUAUUGAUGGAAAGAAGUAAGGAAGAACAAAAGCGAAAGCAAUUUGAAGAAUGGAGACAGAGUAUUUCUUCUAUAACAACAAAUAAAGAAAGUUUAUAUUAUACUGUGAGUCAUUCUACAAUUGAAGAAGUGGAAUCACUUAUGGGUUAUGAAUCUUCUCAAAGUAAAGAUAUAGAUAAUGAGUUUGAUGUAGUUUAUCUUUCUGCAAAGUAUCUUUUAGAUCAUUUAGAACAGAAUACAAUUAAGGAGGUCUGGAAAGUGUCAAGAGUUACGAGUCAUAAGAAAAGACCUUGUUUGUCGUCAUUUUUAUUAUCUAUUGAAUGUUACAGUGAAGAAAUUAGUGAGUAUCAAUUUGUGUGGUUGCAACCAUUUGCUAGUAAUGAAACUGGUGACCCUAUAAAUGAAGAGUUUGUCAAUGAAGUUCUUUUUUAUAGAAAAAUUUGGGGUCUCGCUCGUACUGCUAUUAAUAAGUGUAUGUUGUAUUGUGAUUAUAAAUUUGUUGGCUUAAUUAAAGCCUAUUUAGAAAAGAUUUGUGUUAGAGAAGAUGAAUUGGCCGAGAAACAAGAAGCCACAACAGACCAAGAUUCUAGUAAAAAUGUAGAAGGUAAUAUGAUAUCAAUUGCGAAUCUUUGA
Messenger RNA from Racocetra persica, 638 nucleotides. The record is from the annotation of a GenBank genome assembly. NCBI's taxonomy places the organism in Eukaryota, Fungi, Glomeromycota, Glomeromycetes, Diversisporales, Gigasporaceae.